Molecule: messenger RNA, 1173 nt
Organism: Medicago truncatula (barrel medic)
Lineage: Eukaryota; Viridiplantae; Streptophyta; Magnoliopsida; Fabales; Fabaceae
Exons: 3
Coding region: 1-1173 (390 amino acids)
Molecular function (GO): catalytic activity
Source: RefSeq, a predicted model, not a curated record
AUGGAGGGGGUUCCUCAAAUGUUGGAAGAUGGAACUACUACCUCUUCUUCUGUCAAUACUGAUUGGCAACAUUGGGUGGUGAUGCGUGGGAACCAGUCUGUGACGGAUGCAGAUGUUAGGGGUAUAGGAAAAGAUAUUGGUCUCGAUUUUUCGGAUGUGACUCAGAAUAGGUUUGCGGUGUUACUUGGAGAAGAUAAGGGUGUGAAGUCAGAAUUUUAUUUGUUCUAUGUGUAUGCUCCGUGCGGUCUUCGGGAAAAAGAGGCAUUGUGGGCAUCUUUAUCUGCACAAUUGAUGUUGUUAAGGGGUAAACGAGUGUGUGUUUGUGGUGAUUUUAAUGUUGUUCGGAGCACAGACGAAAGACUCUCCGUUAGGGGAGAAAAUGCGUCAAACGAUCACGUGGCAUUUAAUUCUUUUGUUGAAGAUAAUGUGUUUCUUGAUUUACCACUCCUUGGAUGGAGUUUUACUUGGUUUAAAGGUGAUGGCAGUUCUAUGAGUCGCAUCGACAGAUUUUUGUUGUCUGAGGAGUGGUGUUUUCAUUGGCCUAAUUGCGUUCAAACAGCGUUGCUGAGGGGUAUCUCUGAUCAUUGUCCUCUUCUCUUGUCGGUGGAUGAGGAGAAUUGGGGACCCUGGCCUAAUCGUAGGUUAAAGUGUUGGCAAGAUGUUCCGGGUUACAAACAAUUUGUGUCUGAUAAGUGGAAGUCGUUACAAGUUGACGGCUGCGGGGGAUCUUUAAACGAUAAGCAAGCAGCGUUGGAUGAAAAAGGGGAGCAGGAGACUCUGUCGGCCACUGAAAUUGAAGAAUUGCAUGUCGUGUCCUCUGACAUUCACUCUUUGGCUCAUGCAAAUACAAGCAUAGCCUGGCAACAAUCUCAGCUUCAAUGGCUUCGAGAAGGGGAUGCGAACUCAAAAUAUUUUCAUUCUGUUCUUUUGGGUCGGCGGCGUCGCAAUCAAUUGCAAUCCAUUGUUGUUGAUGGGGCGGUGGUGGAGGGAGUUCACCCUGUUCGCCAAGCUAUUUUCUCACACUUUGCAAAUCAUUUCAAGAAGGGUGGGAUGCCUAGCAUAGCCCUGCACAACCUUACGUUUAAGACGUUGAGUUAUUCGGAGGGUAGGGGCCUCACCAGGCCUUUCUCAGAAGAAGAGGUGAAGGCGGCGAUGUGGGAUUGUGACAGUUAA